Vanrija pseudolonga is the source of this 619-nucleotide messenger RNA. RefSeq lists its product as uncharacterized. The transcript is spliced from 3 exons. NCBI's taxonomy places the organism in Eukaryota, Fungi, Basidiomycota, Tremellomycetes, Trichosporonales, Trichosporonaceae. The coding region runs from base 38 to 508 and encodes 156 amino acids. The record is from RefSeq and is a predicted model, not a curated record.
CCACUCACUCUUUGCUUCACUCACCCCGCAAACCACCAUGCCCCGCCCAGGAGCCAACCCGCCAGAGUUCACCAGCGCCCACUUCCCCCGCGCGGCGUGGCCUGAGCAGCUCACCCCGGCGCUGACCGCCGGCCGCGACGCGUCGCAGGCGUGGGCGGCGGCGCGGGACAGCGGCAAGUGGGACGGAAUCGACACGCCGACGUUCACGCUCGCCGUGCUCGACAAGGUGCUCGAGAUCGAGGACUCGGCCCGUGCCGACGAGAGCGCGCAGCCCGCGUCCCAGGCGCCCUCGAGCGAGGCCGUCAUCCAGUUUGUUUACAACAAGGCCGUCGCCGCCCUCCCCCGCUCGCACCGCUACACGCAGGCGCCGGCCUUUGAGAAGGUCCACGCGGCCGUGCUCGCCGCGCUCGACGGCCCCGAGGGCGGCAAGCUCAAGAUCGACGCGUCGCGCCGCAGCGCCAGCGCGACGAGCGCCGACGCGAGCUCGCCGAUCGGCAGCGACGAGUAGGCGCCGGGCCGGUCGAACAUGACAAGUGCUGCUGCCAUAAUGGGCGUGCCUUGCAGCAGCACCAGCAAACGGCGGGCACAGAGUCAUCCUUGCUGAUGAUCUAGAUUUACA